AUGUAUUUAUCCAACCUUGGUGGACAAUCUAGAAAGACGGGUAUCAGACCUAAAACAAAUUUGAAAACUGAUAAAUAUGGUAUGGAAGACGUGGAUGACUUUUUCGAAGAUGACGAUGAUGAUGGGAUAAACAAGCUGAAAGGACAGAAACUGACAAUAGCAUUACUGCGAGGAGAAGAAGUGUCCAACUAUAAAUCAACCAUUAGUCAACCAUUUAAUAAUAUCGCACGUAAAAUCAAUUUCAAUCAAGAAGAUGACGAAACAUUUAAUUUACCAUCAACUUCAUCUUCAUCAGCUACGGUAACCGCGUCAUCAGUGUCGAAUAAGAAAUCCCCAGUGACAACUCAACAAUCACCGUUGCGUUCUCCAUUACCGGAGCAAGACUAUGAUUACAAUCAGUUUGAUGUGGAGGAAGAUUAUGGUAAUAUAACUGAAGAAGAUAAACAGCCAUCCCCACCUCCACCAGUGCCAAAGACAAAGUCAAAAGCAAAAACGAAAGCUAAGGCUUCCACUACAAACAAUACCAAUACCAAAUCUACUAAAGCUGCUUCUUCAUUUACUAAAAAAAUGGCAUUAGGUAAAACCAAAAGACUACCGUCGAGUUUUGAUUCAGUAAACACAAGUAGUGUCACCGAAUACUAUGAUGAAGACGAUGAAGAUAAUGAUAGGGAUUAUGGUGAAUCACAACAGGAUUCAAUUGAAGAUUCAAUGGUUGAUUCAACUUUCAAUGAUUAUUCACAACCAUCAAGUAAUAACAACAAGACCCGAAGAAAAAUCAUUAAAGAAUCACCAUUACCAUCACCACCACCAGAUAAUCCUAAUGGAUUAAGGAGAUCUAAACGUACAAGAAUCAAACCAUUAGCAUUUUGGAGAAAUGAACGAAUUAUCUAUUCUAAGGAUUUAGAUUAUGAUGAUGAACAAGAUACCACGCUAGCUAGAGAUAUACAUAAUAUCCCAUUACAACUGAUUAAAGAAGUGGUACACAUACCAGAUAAUGAAUCUGUUGAUAAUUCAGGAUCACCAAAUACUAGAACGGGAGCAGCUGGGUCUACUAAAACAAGACUGAAUCGAAAACGAACCUAUAAACAAACCACCACUACUGCCCCCACUGAUUAUGAUUAUGAAUCAGAUCCAGAAAUAUCUGGUUCAGAAUGGUUUAAAGAAGAUAAUCUACUGUUGGAAGUUAACGAUAAUGGGGAAUCCAAAUUACGUAAAAUUGCCUAUAAUCAUAAAGGUGGGAAUUAUGUGAAACCCACUGAUGAUAAUUAUUUAGUGGCAUCAUUAUUUGAUGAAGAUAAAAGUUUUUUUGCUGGUGGGAUGUUACAAUUACCUUCGGAUGGAUUUAAACCACCAGUUACAGUGACGGGUAGUACAUAUAUGUUUAAUGUGAUGAAAGGAUUGAUUCAAGUGACGUUGAAUGAAAAUAUGUUUGUUGUUACUAAAGGUUGUAAAGUACAAAUCCCUGAAGGUAAUGAAUAUUCCUUAAGAAAUAUUGGCCAAGGUGAUGCUUAUUUGUUUUUCGUUCAAAUCAGAAAACCAGAAGAAAUCGAUACCAAUUGGUAA
Molecule: messenger RNA, 1563 nt
Organism: Candida albicans SC5314
Lineage: Eukaryota; Fungi; Ascomycota; Pichiomycetes; Serinales; Debaryomycetaceae
Gene: MIF2
Product: Mif2p
Exons: 1
Coding region: 1-1563 (520 amino acids)
Biological process (GO): kinetochore assembly; spindle attachment to meiosis I kinetochore; attachment of mitotic spindle microtubules to kinetochore
Cellular component (GO): kinetochore
Molecular function (GO): centromeric DNA binding
Source: RefSeq, a predicted model, not a curated record